Messenger RNA from Neodiprion fabricii, 6605 nucleotides. RefSeq names its product polycomb group protein Psc-like. The transcript is spliced from 5 exons. Bases 310 to 4575 code for a protein of 1421 amino acids. Gene Ontology annotation, biological process: negative regulation of transcription by RNA polymerase II. NCBI's taxonomy places the organism in Eukaryota, Metazoa, Arthropoda, Insecta, Hymenoptera, Diprionidae. Gene Ontology annotation, molecular function: promoter-specific chromatin binding. The record is from RefSeq and is a predicted model, not a curated record. Gene Ontology annotation, cellular component: PRC1 complex.
GUUUUCCUUGAAAUUUUUGGCUCGCAGUGGUGUGAAUUUUGGAAAAUGAAAAGCAUUAAACAAUCUCGUAAUAAAUUUUGAAACCCACGCCGAACGGAUUCGUUGAAAAUCGUUGUUUCCUAACAGUAUAAAUAUUCGGCGCGUUUUUAAACCACCCUCUAGCCCAAUACGAAAAAAAAAAACUGUAAUAAUGACGAUCUGUGACAAGUUGGCUUUGACUCGCAACCCAACUUUCUUUACAUUAUUUUGAGCUCUAAUGGCGAUUACCAAAUAAAUCGUGGGGUUUUCGCUCCCUCCUACGACGCAAGAAUGUCGGGACAGAGCGGAGGAUAUCGAUUGCAUUUAUCUACCCUUAACGAGCAAUUGACUUGCAAACUAUGCAGAGGAUAUUUUAUAGAUGCUACUACGAUCAUCGAGUGUCUUCACUCGUUCUGCCGCAGCUGCAUUAUCAAAUAUCUGGAGAAUAACAAGUACUGCCCGAUAUGCGAAGUACAGGUUCACAAGAGUAAACCGCUCCUGAAUAUCCGACCUGAUCACACGCUCCAAGAUAUUGUUUACAAACUAGUUCCUGGCUGCUAUCAGAAUGAAAUGCGAUGCCGCCGCGAAUUCUACAGCAAGCAUCCUGACGCAAAGUCACAAGCCAGUUCUCCUGAAUCUAGGGGCGAGCCGAUCGAGUCUCACAUUUACUCUCUGGACGAAUCGCUGAGUUUGUCUUUGGAAUAUUACAUCCCAAGCACAAAGGACCAAGGCGAAGGUGAUAAGGAAUCGACAGCCAAGACAUUGCCCCGAAGAUAUUUGAGAUGUCCAGCUGCAGUGACCAUCUCUCACCUGCAAAAAUUGAUACGUGCUAAAUACGGUCUAAGCGAAGCUCACAGAGUCGACAUUAUGUACAAAGAGGAACCACUAUGUGGCAACUAUACACUUAUGGAUGUCAUGUACAUUUAUCACUGGAGACGAAAAGUACCGUUGCAUCUUAGCUACAGGAUAUUUGAAUCUUCGCCGAAGCGUUUAAAGCUGUCCGAAGAUAAUCACAUGUACGAAAAAAUACUUUCUAAUACCAGGGUAGAUUCGAUCGAGGUAAAGCGUGAGCAGAGUGAAAAGCGCGAGUGGAAAGAGGUGCAAUUAAAAAUUUCCGAAACUGGUGUCAUGAGCGUAACGAAUAUAUCUAGUUUUGAAAAGAAAAGUGCUAGUAACGGAGAUGGUAACUCAGAGGAACUGAUUACUAUCGAUAAAAAUGUUGGUAAAAUCGAAAAAAUGCCCGAAGGUGAAAAAGAGGAGAAUAAUGAAGCUCCGAUACUGGAGAGUUUGAUAAAAAAAGAAGAUCUUGACAAAUCUAACGUCGAAACAUUACUAAGUACGACGAUUCCUAAUACUGAAGUAACAGAGAGUAGCCAAAACUUUUUAUUCACACAGGAAACAAGAACAGUCUUUGCUAAGUCUGAGUACAACAAAAAUAUCGAUGGCUCAGAGUCGCAGAAACUUAAUCCUCUGCCAAUGCUAGUAGAGAAUCCCUCAAAGGUGGUAACAAGGUUCGACACCGAAGGUGAAAGUCUUGUGGCUCAGACGCAGAAGGCCAACAACCAAAGCAAAGUGAAAAAUAGUUCGAUACAGGAUUCAAGUCAGCUGAAAAAUAGGCAGGAAUGCACCACCUCUAGUACAAAAAAGGCUGAGAGUCGGGUGAUGAAUACGAAUAAUAAUUUAAUAAGUGCCGACACAAAGGGUAAUCAGAGUCAGAAAGAAAAUUCUAAAAAUUCCGGAAAGGAGAUAAGAAGUGCCUCAACAAGCGUCGAGAUUAAGCAAAAUGUUCCCAAUUCCAUGCUUUCCUUUCAACCCAAAGUCGGACAGGUGAACAAUACUUAUUCCAAGAAGAUUCCAAAAGAAAAAAAGGGAACGCUGAUCAACUCGAGGAAAUUGGAUUCAAAAAUAGUUCCAGAGCAAUCGAAGAGUGAUGUUAAACCCUUGGCGUAUUUUCCCAUCACAAAAUCUCAAGCGACAGCCACUGUCUCGUUAACCAAAUUGGCUACCACUGUCGUCUCGUCACCUCACUCCACAACGAUGUCAACACAGGCUGUAAACACGCCCGUGAGCAUACCACAGGGUGGCUGUCUCUUCGUUUCAGCCCCUCAGAUGACGACGUGUGUUGUAUCAACUACUACCACAAUAUCGAGUAUUCGAAGUCCAUCGGCUGCAAACAAAAGUAUCCCGCCAUCGCCCCAGAGGCUGGAUUGCCAGCCCGCAAAACUGGUGAAUUCUAAGCCAGAUUCUACCGCGACAUUGAAAUCAGAUUCGACUGUUCAGAAAGUCUUGCUGGUGAAGAAUAAUAACAACAACCUGCCGACCACCAGUCAAAGCUUAGCUUCCAUCGGUCUUAACAUUUCCACAACCCUACCUGGCUCGGUGGAAAUGAGUCCAAACGUUUCGCAUGCUGUGCAGAAUCUUGUGAGCACGUCCCAUGCAAAAAGCAAUGAGUCCAAAGGUGAAAAUAGUUUGAAAAUCGGCAGUCCAAGCGGACGGCAGGGCCCCGCUCCCUCAGACAUACAAAUGGUGACUCAGAGUCUGAAUGCUCACUCUGGUUCGUCACCCAUCAGUAAUAGUCCUCGUUUGUCCUCGUCGCAAACUUCGACUGGUACCAAGAGAACGAGCUCGCAAUCUGCCAUCGAGAUAACCAGCAUCUAUACAGUACCACCUUGCCCAGACGCCAUUCCUAUAUCUUUGAUGCCGACGAAGCCAUCGGUGCGAAAGCACGAGAUAAUAGCCAAGGGGACAAAUUUAAAUGAAAUAUGCGCCAAAAUUGGGGAAAGUUCUAAAGAGAAAAUCAAAGCAGCUACAAGAUCGAAGCCGGAGAUUCCGAAUCUAUUGAAAAUAACGAAAAAAACGUCAGUAGAUUCUAACAAAUGUAUUCCCAACGUACCCAGCAUCCCUAUCUACACAUCUGGCCAAAAUAUAAUCCCGUCGGAAGACAAGCCGAACGCUUCGAUUGGUAAAGAAACACCCAAGACUGGCUCUGUUGUUUCUACAUCUCAGUCAGUCCCGACAUCUGUGUCAUUGCAGAAGGGUUGUUCCAUCAAGAAACAGUCGCUGCCUGUCGGCUAUAAAACGCUGCGGGAUCCGCCGAAAUCUUGGAAUCCGACAUUGUCGAAAAACAACUAUGUCGCCGCGAGGAAUCAGGCUAAAGAAAUGCAGACCCAAAGUCAGGGGCUCACAGCAUCAGACGGCAAUCAUGCCAAGCCGAUAACUUCCAAGCCUGCCAAGAUAUUUAAGAUGCGGAACAUGCCACGAUAUCUUGGCAAUCCGUCAUCUGGCGUUAAGCGAAUGUACGGAGUGUCGAACGAAAGCAAAGACAAGGAUCAAACUGUGCAGAAUCCUGCGAAGAACAGCUCUCUCAGCAUGAUGACCAUAGAUCCUAAAACUCUGUCACCGAUCGUGUCCAGCGCCAAUUCGACCAUCGUGACACCGCCCCCUUAUUCUCCCACUGCGAGGAGCUACCAAAACACCCAAUUCUCGAGAGAUAUGUGCCGCAAUCCAGGUUCGCCGAUAUCGCCAAGGAAUUCACCGAUCAACAUGCUCUCGACGAAUCCCUUCAUACCAUCGCCCACGUUGAACACAAACCCUAAACUGAUAUACACCCACUUUCCGCCGCCGUAUCCCGACACAAGCCGGUUUCCGAACCCCCUCAUAAGAUCGCCGAUCGGAAUCCCCUCACAUAGUGCCUUUCACAGCAGUCUGCCUGCCUCCAUCAACAAAUACCAACGCUGUAACUAUCUUCCAGCAGCCGCAGGCUACACGACCGCGCCUCCACCUCCAACGAUUCAAAAAAUCUUACCCAGUAUGCAUUCUUCCCCGAAGUCACCGAAAUCUACUUCAAUCACUAACAGUUCCAUAUUUCCCAUGGGCAAAAGCGAAGUGCAGCUUUCGACAAGGGUGGAGAACAUCGCUUUGCACUUGGCUAAAAACGCGGCUCAACAAGAGCUCAAUAUAUUCAAUCUUUCCAAGACAGGAAAUCCGACAACAAAUAAUUUCCCAAACCUAUUGACGACCACCACUGUUACGCUUGUCACGUCUUCUGGGUUCACAUUGACGGACACUUUGCCAAAUGUCACAACCCAGGCAACGGUGAAAUCCAAGUCUCAGCUGGAGAUAAAAGUAUCCGAGACAGAAAGUCCCAAACAAAAGUCCAAAGAACCGGAAACUGUAGUUCUUGAAAGCGCCGUUGAACCUCCUUUGACUCCGAAGGUGAAGAGUUGCGAGGGUGACGCAGAAGCGAAGGAAGAAAAAGAUAUUGAAAAGAAGAAAAAGACACUGACAAAGAUUAACGGCGACGUAGCUACCCAAAAUACAAGUCCUGCGGAAAAAGCUGAGAAGGAACAAAAACCGUCGAAAAAUACCGAGGCAAGUUCGGUUUCUGCGGAGAUUAAACAAUUGAACUUGAAAGAGGUUGAGAAACCAGAGAAGCAGGUAGAAAUAAACAGCGAAAAGAUGUCCAAUGAAGCUAAAAGCGAGGAUAUGGUUCGCAAAACGGGUGAACCGAUUCAAGGAAAGAAAUCGGAUGUACAAAGAAACAAGCCGGAAUCGUAAUUGAAAGACGCGGGUGGUAAUAUUUGUAUACUGCAGUUUUGAGUUAAAUGAUUUCGUCGGUUGCGUACUAACAAGGGGAGAACGCCAUAACCGGGAAUCGGAUUUGGACGAGUCUUUUUCCUAUUUCAGUACUUCACCAAAACUGUGAUGUAGUGAAGUCACACGAUGCAACUCUCAGCCGUUUACGAGAAAAAAAAAUCGACAACGCUUAUACCCUAUUUACGUUACGAUACUUUCAGCCGAGGUGAAUUAGCCGAGCAGUUGGUGCGAUGGUUCAUACGCGGGCGGUCCAGAUUCAAAUCUUGUCAAUUUUUUCUUUUUCUUUUUUUUCUCUCCUGUGAAUAUAAAUAAGUUUAUUUCAAGUGAAAAAUUGUUGUUUAAAUUAAAAACACAGGUUUUUUCCUUGAUAAAUUAAAAAAAUCAAUCGAAUUCCGCAUAAAAAUCAUACCCGUUAUUAUUAUUACUAUCAUUAUUAUUUUUACCAUGAUUACAGUGAAAUUUUGUGCAUAAAAUAUCAAAUUUUUAUUUCUGGUAAAGCCGGUUUCCAAAUGAGUGAAACUGUCGCUUUCCGAGGGUUUUAUCCCUACUUUGACCGCCCGUGUGUGAACAUCGCACUAACCGCUCAGCUAAUUCGCCUCGACUGAAAGUAUUGUAAGGUAAAUAAAGUAUAAGCGUUGUCGAAUUUUUUUUUCCGUAAACGGGCUGAGAGUUGCAUCGUGUCACUUCACUCCAUCACAGUUCUGGUGAAGUACUAAAAUAGGAAAAGACUCGUCCAAAUCCGGUUCCCGGUUAUGUCGGUCUUCCCUUGUAAGUGGCAUGCUGUAUAUUACUGUAAAUAGUCUAUGGAAAUAUUGUUAUUUACUAUAUUAUGUGUUGAGCACAGACCUUACAAGAAUAAGUUGGUUUUAUCGAUCGGGCGAUUAAAUUCGAACGUACUGUUACGUUAUUGUACCCCCGAUUUGUGGUUUUACCUUUUUUUUUUUUUUUUUUUUCCAAGUUGGCACGUUAAACGAACUAAUCAUUCUUCUCUUUUUUGAAUUUAGCUUUUAAAUUAAGCUGGUUAGAAUCUUCUUGCCGGUUAAUUCGAUCAAUUCAUAGGCAAUUUUAUUUUAUCCUCGUGUACGGUCAGUUGUAGUUUUAUAUUAUACUUAUUUCAUCCUUCCUGACUAAAACCAUCCAGCCUUUGAUAGUACUGUCAAAUAUUUAAUAACAAUUUAUUAUGUACUCACCAAUACAUGUAACUAUAUUACACAAUUUAAUGUAGUUAUAAAAAAAGUUGAUUAGUCGCAUAAAGAGAUCAUCCAAUUGUACAUUAAAUUUUAUUUAAAGCGUUUAUCACACUCGCCAAUCUGUAAGUUAAAAAAAAAAAUUUAUAUUCAACUAUUAAUGAGGUUAUAACAACCAUUAUUACUAUGAUCAUUAUAUAAAUAUAAUUUUAAAAUAUAAAUAUUAUAUAUACGUAUCUCACCUAAAUUGUAUAAGCGAUAACAAAAACGGUUACGGACUAUAAAUGUUAACGCGUUGGCAUAUAAUUAAUGAUUAAAUGAACAUGUUAUUUAAAAGAAUUCAUUUUUAUGUUUGUUGAUUAACAAAUAAUUAAUUUAAUAGGACAGAGGCCUGAAUAUUUUUAAUACAUGCGAUUACUAUGAUUAUUAUUCAUGGAUUCGCUCGCUGUAGAUGAAAACAAUAAGCAGAUUAAUUAAUGAAUUGAUACAUAAUUAAAUUAUUAAUUAUUUCAAAAGAGAAAAAGAAUACUACAAUUAUCCGGCGCCGUAAUUUUUGGUAAAAGAUACAGACGCAUGAGAAUAAGACUUGUGUCUCACAAUAGAAUAGUCAAGUGCAAUUUUUUCACUGGUAUGGCGAGCUCUUCUCAUGGAAUGUGUAUAAGCAAAGUGUCGACAAACAAGAAGAUUAAUCGAUUGAUCAAUUUUAAAUGUACAUAGAUCUGGUUGCUCUGAUGUCUGACCCAGAGAAUUAAUAAAAGUAAGGGAAGGACAAAUUAUGGAAACGUGGAUGUAGUGAAUAGAAGA